Clavispora lusitaniae ATCC 42720 is the source of this 1617-nucleotide messenger RNA. RefSeq names its product chaperonin-containing T-complex subunit (gene CCT7). Gene Ontology annotation, molecular function: ATP-dependent protein folding chaperone; ATP binding; ATP hydrolysis activity. NCBI's taxonomy places the organism in Eukaryota, Fungi, Ascomycota, Pichiomycetes, Serinales, Metschnikowiaceae. The record is from RefSeq and is a predicted model, not a curated record. Gene Ontology annotation, cellular component: chaperonin-containing T-complex. Gene Ontology annotation, biological process: protein folding.
AUGGCGUUUUCCAACCAGACCCCGACCAUUGUCGUUUUGAAAGAAGGCACCGACGCCUCGCAGGGCAAGGGCCAGAUCUUGAACAAUAUCAAUGCGUGUCUCGCCAUCCAGGAGACCCUAAAGCCCACGCUCGGCCCAUUUGGAUCGGACAUCUUGAUCAAGUCUGCCAGCGGCAAAACCACCAUUUCCAACGACGGCGCCACGAUUCUCAAGCUCUUGGACAUUGUGCACCCUGCGGCCAAGAUGCUUGUGGACAUUUCGCGGGCGCAAGACGCCGAAGUGGGCGACGGAACCACAUCGGUGACGAUUUUGGCGGGCGAGUUUUUGAAGGAGAGCAAGACCUUCAUCGAGGACGGCAUCUCGUCGCACUUGAUCAUCAAGGGCUUGCGCAAGGCGUGCGAGUUGGCGGUGGCCAAGAUCGACGAGAUCAAAGUGCAUAUCCGCAGAGAAGACGAAAAAGAGUUCCGCGAGCUUUUGGAGAGGUGUGCCACCACCGCCAUGUCGUCGAAAUUGAUCAGCAAGAACUCCCCGUUCUUCACGAAGAUGGUGGUGGACGCAGUGUUGUCCUUGGACGACGAGUUGGAUGAGAACAUGAUUGGCAUCAAGAAAGUGCCUGGCGGAGCCAUGGAAGACUCGCUUUUCGUGGACGGUGUGGCGUUCAAGAAGACCUUCUCCUACGCCGGCUUUGAGCAGCAGCCAAAGCUUCUCCAUGACCCCAAAAUCUUGUGUUUGAACGUGGAGUUGGAGCUCAAGGCCGAGAAAGACAAUGCCGAGGUGCGUGUCGAGCAAGUCAAGGACUACCAGGACAUUGUGGAUGCCGAGUGGAAAAUCAUCUUCAACAAGUUGGAGGCUAUCAAGGACUCCGGCGCUCGCAUAGUGCUCUCCAAGUUGCCUAUCGGCGACUUGGCCACCCAGUACUUUGCGGACAGAGAUAUUUUCUGUGCGGGCAGAGUUGCCUCCGAAGAUAUGGACCGUGUGAUCAAGGCCGUGGGCGGUCUGAUCCAGUCCACUGUGAGCAGCUUGGCUCCUGAAAACUUGGGCACGUGUGCUCUUUUCGAAGAAGUGCAGAUUGGAGGAGACCGCUACAACAUGUUCAAAGGAUGUCCCGAGGCGAAAACAUGCACCUUGGUGUUGCGAGGCGGAGCUGAACAGGUCAUUGCAGAAGUCGAGCGGUCUUUGCACGAUGCCAUCAUGAUUGUGAAGCGUGCUAUAAAACACAGCUCUGUUGUGGCCGGAGGCGGAGCCAUUGAGAUGGAGUUGUCUCGCUACUUGCGGGAGUACUCCAAAUCGGUUGCAGGAAAGCAGCAGUUGGUGAUUGGCGCGUUUGCACGGGCCUUGGAGGUGAUCCCUCGCCAGCUCUGCGAGAACGCCGGUUUGGACGGAAUCGAGCUCUUGAAUAUCUUGCGCAGCACACACGCCAAGGGAGAGAUGUGGAACGGUAUCGAUUUCCACAAAGAGGCCGUGGGAAACAACAUGGAGAGCUUUAUUUGGGAGCCUGCGCUUGUGAAAAUCAAUGCGCUUCUGUCGGCUACAGAGGCAGCCACGCUAUUGCUUUCUGUGGACGAAACGAUCAAAAACCAGGACGACCAGGGCGGCCGGGGCCAGGGUGCGUACUAG